CGCCGCGGGGCUGCUGGGCUCAGCCGGGCGCGGGCGGCUCCGUGGCGUUUCCUGCCACGCCGGGCCUGCCUGGGCCGCGCCAGCGCCGCUCCGCCGAGGGCCGCGCGUCUGCCGCCACGGGGCCCGGGAUUCAGUGACAUUUGAUGACGUGGCACAGUACCUCACAAAAGGAGUGGCUGAGACUGGACAGUGAGAGGAGGAUGUUGGCAUAUUGCAGGAGUGCAACCUCUGGGAGUUCCUGUUUUGAAUCCUCCCUGGUGUGAGGACACCUGCUGCCGGCAACCGCCCAUCCCUUAAUGCAGAUUGGGCGAAGCAUUCUGGGCGCGGCGUCUUGCGGUGCUGGUGUCCGAGCGGAGCGCGCGGCUGAGCCCUGAGCCGGUGGUGGACGAUGGGCGAGGACGCUCAGCCGCAGGAGAUGGCGUCCACAAGCUCCCCGCGGGCCGGCGAGCCCGGCCCUGAGGUCAGAGCCAACCGGGACCCUGAGGGGCGGGCGGGCGGCCUGCAGGAGCUGCCCAUGGAGCACCACUUCGCGUGUAAGGAGUGUGGGGACGCCUUCCGGCUGAAGGUCCUCCUCGUCCAGCACCAGAGGAUUCACAGCGAGGCCAAGGGCUGGGAGUGUGCGGACUGUGGGCGCGUGUUCCGGGGGGCGUCCGAGUUCAACGAGCACCGGAAGAGCCACGCGGCCGCCGAGCCGCAGCCGGGCCCCAGCCGCGCCCCGGAGGCCGCCCUGGAGAAGAGGGAGCAGGUGGAGAGGGAGGCGAAGCCCUUCGAGUGCGAGGAGUGCGGGAAGCGGUUCAAGAAGAACGCGGGCCUCAGCCAGCACCUGCGCGUGCACAGCCGAGAGAAGCCCUUUGACUGUGAGGAGUGCGGGCGCUCGUUCAAAGUGAGCACGCACCUGUUUCGCCAUCAGAAGCUGCACACGGCCGAAAAGCCGUUCGCCUGCAAGGCGUGCGCCCGGGAGUUCCUGGACCGCCAGGAGCUUCUCAAGCACCAGCGCGCGCACACGGGCCACCUGCCCUUCGACUGCGACGACUGCGGCAAGUCGUUCCGCGGCGUCAACGGCCUGGCCGAGCACCAGCGCAUCCACAGCGGGGCCAAGCCGUACGGCUGCCCGCACUGCGGCAAGCUGUUCCGCCGGAGCUCGGAGCUCACCAAGCACCGCCGCAUCCACACGGGCGAGAAGCCGUACGAGUGCGGCCAGUGCGGCAAGGCCUUCCGCCAGAGCUCCAGCCUCCUGGAGCACCAGCGCAUCCACACGGGCGAGCGGCCGUACGGCUGCGGCGACUGCGGCAAGGCCUUCCGCGGCCCGUCCGACCUCAUCAAGCACCGGCGCAUCCACAGCGGACUGAAGCCCUACGAGUGCGACAAGUGCGGGAAGGCCUUCCGCAGGAGCUCCGGCCUCAGUCGCCACCGCAGGACCCACAGCGGAGCGAGGCGCUGCGAGUGCAGCGAGUGCGGCCGCGUGUUCAAGCGGCGCUCGGCGCUGCAGAAGCACCAGCCGAGCCACCGCGACUAGACGCGGCCCCGGGGCGGGCGGCGGCCUCCUGCGAGGGGGCGGGGGGCGAGGCCCGGGAGGGGCAGGGCAGAGUCAAAGGAGAUGAACACUUUUGUAGCGCUUCUAUAUUUUCUCGUCAGAGAGGUCGGAACCGAUUUAUACCGUCACCAGCAAUUUCUAACUGUCCGUGUUGCCCAUUUUGCCUAUCGAGAGUAGCUUCGAUGACGUUCUGAUUUAUUCUGACUAGCUUGACUCGCUUACAGCCCCUGCAGGGUACUUAAAGCCACGGGCCUGGAAACGGAGAGGGAGAGAAGAGAAACGUGCGUGUGCCGGGGCGGAGGGGGGCUCGCGGCCCGCCUCUCCGAGCCACCCCCUCCGGGAGCCAGACGCAGAGCGCGUCGGCGACGGCCGCCACAUCAUGUGACCCCAACUUGCCUGAAGACAAGAGAGCCCCAAAGUCGUUUGGCCUACUUGAAUUUAGAAAUGUUUAGGGAUGUAAAUAGAACACUCAAAGAAAGGUCUUAUAAUAUUUAAUUUAUUAAUUCAGUUCUGCAUACAUACUGUAAAUCACAUAUUGCAUAGAAUAAUAUAUUAAUUUAGAGAAUACCCCCCGUUUUCCCUCACGCCACUCCCGAAGACCAUCGUAUUCUAAAUCCUCACGUGCGUUUCUCACCACCGUCCUCACCGUCCUCACCACCAUCGUAGCCCCUCUGGAGUCACCCGACAGUUUCAAAGCACAUCCAGUGGCUUCCGUUCAUCCAAGCUGUGUGCCACGUAGCACUGUGACAAUCCCUGCACAAGGCCCUCUCUAGAAAUUUCCUCCCAAGCCAUAAGUACACGGUCACAUUACAUUAGGACAACUGUUGUUGUUUUCCUUAAAUUCAUCCCGUAGCUCUACAACGUAACCACUUAACGUGUUUUGCUUUCUGAAAAUGACCUUCAAAAGACUUUUCUGAAGCAUCUAUAACUUGUCAUCGUGAGGUCAUAUGCCUAGGAAUAAGUAUUGAAUCUGGGUUAAAUUUCUUUUGCAUUCAUUUUUCUGAAACCAAUUCAUUCUGGUGACUUCCAUGUGCGUCCAAAACUAGCAUCGAUUGGGGUCUGUUUUCGGGCUAAUAGGUCUUGUCCUCAAGCAGCACUAUUUGGUUCAAACUCAAGUAGUUGAGAGAGCAUCCCCGUAACAGGGACAUCUCGAGGACUCCAGUAUAAGCUGAUGGCUCGUUUUCAGGAAUGUGAGCCUCCCCGCAAACGGAGCCAGCCCUCCGUUUUGGGCUCUGUAAAACAGGGGUGAUCACAGGACUACCUCCUAAGGUUAUCGUGAGAACCGCGACGCCACGCCUGGCCCGAAGGUGCACCCUCAGUGAAGGUCAUCUGCCGUCAUCACCAUAAUUAUUGCUGUCAUUCUAUGGCUCAUUAGUACCAGAACUGGGGAUGGACCCAGGCCUCCUGACUCCUAGUCUCAUCUUCUUUCUCUCAUGCAAUGACUUAAAUCGUGUUCCCGUUUUCUUGCAUGCAAAUCGUACGUUCAUCUCCUUUGACCAGUUAUCAAGUUACCUUUGGAUAUAUUGACUUUAUACAGCAGUUCUUUCUAGAUCGAUUGUGAUUAUCUUUUUUCCAGUUUUAUUGCUUUUGCCCUUUGUAGCCGUUUUAUUACAUUUUUGUCGUGCGAAUUUUAAGUUUUCAUAUCCGAGCACUCACCGUUGUCCGUUAAGCCGUAACUUUCAUUGCUUCAGUACUUAGAUACGAUGAUGUUUUCUUCUAGAAUUUUAAUUACAAAUGAAAAGCUGAAAGCCCUGCCCCACCAGAAGGUGGAUGCACCAGGUGGGCAGGCUGGAUGGGAAUGGGCCAGAGAAGCAGGCUCUCUCCUCAUCCAAGAUGCAGACUCUGUGCAUGUCUGUGGGCAGUACUUGACUAUCCAACCUGGCCACGCAGACACGCAAGAGAAACUUCCAUCUCGGAUUGGCCAGAACAUUCUGACUGUUCCUCAGUAUAGCCCUACCUGUCAGCAGCAGGGCUGGGCCUCCACUAGAUCAACGGGGGGUGGUCCAAAUGUGGUCUUGGCUGCAGCUGGCUGUCCUUCAAGCUUCUGGGAGCUUUGGCCAUGCCCAGCAUGGAUUCAGUGCCUGAGCAGCAGAUCCCCCCCCCCCAAGACACAUCUCCUCGAACA
Molecule: messenger RNA, 3659 nt
Organism: Canis lupus familiaris (dog)
Lineage: Eukaryota; Metazoa; Chordata; Mammalia; Carnivora; Canidae
Gene: ZNF275
Product: zinc finger protein 275
Exons: 4
Coding region: 389-1516 (375 amino acids)
Biological process (GO): regulation of transcription by RNA polymerase II
Molecular function (GO): DNA-binding transcription factor activity; RNA polymerase II cis-regulatory region sequence-specific DNA binding
Source: RefSeq, a predicted model, not a curated record